Messenger RNA from Xenopus tropicalis (tropical clawed frog), 1622 nucleotides. RefSeq names its product G-patch domain containing 3 (gene gpatch3). Gene Ontology annotation, molecular function: nucleic acid binding. NCBI's taxonomy places the organism in Eukaryota, Metazoa, Chordata, Amphibia, Anura, Pipidae. Gene Ontology annotation, biological process: negative regulation of type I interferon production; negative regulation of RIG-I signaling pathway. The record is from RefSeq and is marked provisional.
GAACUACCCCACUGCCAAGAUGACGGAUCCAAGUGGUGCUUCAGUUGUUUUUGUUGUGUAUGGAAUUCCUCGUUCGUUCCGCUCUGCCCAGCUUCGCCACUAUUUCAGUCAGUUCACAGAGAGCGAUGGCUUUGUGUGUUUUCAUUUCAGGCACCGACCAGAGCGGCGGGGAGAGAAUUCGGGUACUUGCUGUUGUCCGGUUACCGUCAAACCGGAGCGAUCCCGCAGUUUCCUGGAAAUGUACAAUAUGAAACCGUGGCUGGAUAAGGAAGGAAAUCAAGUCCCUGGUAGAUGCUUGGUUCGGAAAGUUCGUGUUGGUCCGAUGGAAGACACCAAGGACUUCCCCUACAAAACGAGAAAAGAACAGUUUGCAACUCGUGACCCAGGAGCAAAAGAAGAACAGCUAGUGACUGCUACAGAGCUAAACAGGAUGUCUGAGAUGAAUCCUCCUGCAAUGAUGCCACAGGGGAAUGUUGGUACUCCUCUCAAAGUCUUCCUGCAGCUCAUCCGUUCCUGUCGACUUCCUCCUAAGGUCAUCACCAAGCUGGGUCUGUGCUUUCCUAGCAAUGGCAAGCGUUAUGCCAAGGUGCCCUUCAGCUAUUCAGGAACAGAGACAAUAGAGUGCCAAGAAGGAGUGUAUACUGCCAGUGGACAGGAGAUUACUGAAAGUGUUAAUAUCAGAGACAGAGUUAAACAGGCUGAAAUGGAACAGGAGGAGCUCUCCCAUUCAGAUGAUGAUGAUGACACAUGUGAGGAGUGGGAAAGGCAUGAAGCUUUGCAUGAAGAUGUAACCACACAAGACCGGAUAAAAGAACGUUUGUAUGAAGAGGAGAUUGAACUGAAGUGGGAAAAAGGUGGUUCCGGUCUUGUAUUCUAUACUGAUGCCCAGGUGUGGCAGGAACAGGAAGGAGAUUUUGAUGAACAAACUGCUGAUGACUGGGAUGUAGAUAUGAGUGGCUAUUAUGAGGAAGAUGGUGGAGAUAAAGAUGCCAGGGACUACUUGAAGAUGCGUCUUGAGACUAGGAGGCGUGAUGGCUUAGCGACUGCAGAUGUGGGCUACAGUGUUGGAGGAUUUGAAAAACAUACCAAGGGCUUUGGGCGCAAGGUAAUGAAGCGUCAAGGUUGGACAGAGGGCAGUGGACUUGGAGCUAGUGGAGCAGGGAUGGCAGAAGCCUUGGAAAACGAGGGACAAAACCCUAAAUGCAAAAGAGGCUUGGGUUACCAUGGUGAAAAGUUGCAGACAUUUUGUCCACCAAAGAAGAAACAAACGCACUUUAUCUCCACCAUAUAUGACCAGCCACGUGACGAGGAUAUGGGAGACACACUGUUAAGACGACAACCUCACACUGCAAUGAAAUACAUGGAGGGUAGAGAUUGCAAGUUAUAAGAUAGAGACUACUUAAGAGCAACCAACAGCUUGCAACUGAAAGUUCACAACCUACAUCUGUGCAACUGAACAUAAACCUGUAUGAUGUGAACUCUAAGAAUGACUUAUUUGAAACAUUUAUUUCUCACUCUUUUUAAUCUGAUGUCCUAUAGCAAAUUAGUAUAAGUUAUAAUUAGAAAGGCAAUGUUUUUUAUUUUUUUACAUAAAUAUUUUAUAAACAAAUAUUUAUUAUGAA